GAGCAGUAGCGGCAUGUUUCUGUCACAUGACUCGCAGUUAAACGUCACAUGUCAACAUGGCUGCCGCUGUCUCCGGCGAAGAUUUUACCAACUUACAGCUUCUGUUAAAGGCUCCGUCUAAAGAUGCAGUCAGAGACGUUUGUGUUCAGAGUCACAGAGCUCCGAGUCGCCGGCUCGCUGAGACCACGGCGUCGGCGUUCAGUAUCCCUGCAGCCCAGGCUGCACAGCUGGUCCAGUCUCUCCACGUCCUGUCUCAUCACGUCCUCUUCUACAACCUCAGCUCCCCGGAGCAGAUCCUCGCGCUCUUCCCCGAGUCCUUCCACUCCAGUCUGAAGAACCUGAUCACUAAGAUCCUGCUGGAGAACAGUCCAACAUGGAGGACGGAGGCCGUCAGUGAUCAGAUCUCUCUCCCUCAGCUGAAGGAGUUGGACUGGAGGGUCGACAUGGUGACCGGCUCGGACUCGGUCAGUCGAAUGUCGGUGCCGACCUGCCUGGUUCAGCUGAAGAUGGAGGAUCCGUGCCCGUCGGCGGGCGGCGAGUCGGUUUCCACGGUGACGGUGGAGCUGAGCAGAGAGUCUCUGGACACCAUACUGGACGGACUGGGACGCAUCAGAGACCAGCUGUCUGUGGUCGCUGGGAAAUAAAGACUCAGAGGAUCUGACAUUAAACAUCUUCACGUUCGAUCGUCGUCGUCUUGUUUCUCUCUUUGUUUUUCCCUGAACUCAUGAGAAAUGUACAGAUUUAGAUUUUGAUAACUGUUUUCUUAUAUCUCAACGUCUAACGCUUAAAAACCACAAAAAGUCUCAGUGUACAGUUGUUUCAUCAGUUACUCUGCUUUUGUAUUUUUUCAUUAUUUCGAUUUUUUCUUCCAGUGAUGAAUGUGUCAUAAACAUUACGAUUAAAAAUUCCUUUUUCAUUUCCUGAUGAAAAUAAACUUCUCUUCUAAAACCUGA
Lates calcarifer (barramundi perch) is the source of this 953-nucleotide messenger RNA. It is a transcript of the gene commd9, whose product is annotated as COMM domain containing 9. The record is from RefSeq and is a predicted model, not a curated record. Bases 57 to 644 code for a protein of 195 amino acids. Lineage: Eukaryota; Metazoa; Chordata; Actinopteri; Centropomidae. The transcript is spliced from 6 exons.